Messenger RNA from Punica granatum (pomegranate), 1874 nucleotides. NCBI's taxonomy places the organism in Eukaryota, Viridiplantae, Streptophyta, Magnoliopsida, Myrtales, Lythraceae. The record is from RefSeq and is a predicted model, not a curated record.
CAGAAAAAUACCCAAAAAAAACUCAUCAAAGGAGAGAAAAAAAAGUGUUUUAGUGUUCUUUUUGGUUGAAGGAAAAAUAAAUAAAGAAAGAAAGAAAUAUGGAUAAGGCCUCAGUUGUGUUGGUUCGGUUGGUGCUACUCGUUCUCACCAUGUCGGUGACCUUGUCCUCAGCCCACAACAAGAGCCAUGGCGGUGGGCACCGCUGGACCACCAACUCGACCACAAACAUAUACAACACCACCGUGAACAUCAACCUUGACGGUGCAUUCAGCAAGGUGUUUGCCUUCGGGGGUUCCAACACUGACAAUGGGAAUGCCCGCCUCAUGGGCAACCUAAAGGGGUUUGUUGGGGCGUGGCUGCAUACCGUUGAGGGGAUCCUAGCUGCCCAAUCAGGUGGUGCCAUUAGGGGCUCAGGUUCGGGUUCUGCCGGUGGGGGUGCUUCUUGGUCCGGGUCAGGAUUCAGUUCUGGCUCCAAUGGCGGCAGCAUGUCUGGCUCAGGCUCAGACUCUGCCAGUGGGGAUGCUUCUUCGUCCGUCUCAGGAUCCACUGCAGGCACCAAUAGCGGCAACAUAUCAGACUCAGUCUCAGGCUCUGCCAGUGGGGGUGCUUCUUGGUCCGGGUCAGGCUCUAGUGCAGGCUCCAUUGGCGGCAGCACGUCAGGCUCAGGAUCGGGCAAUGUGCAUGCUUCAGGGAACGGGCUAACCAAUGGGAAGUUGGUGAUCGACCAUCUUUGCGAUGCCCUUGGGAUACCGCCCGUGCCGCCCUACAAGAACCGCUCGGCGAACUUCUCAAGCGGGGCCAAUUUUGCAUUGGCAGGGUCCACGAUGCUCCCGGGCUCUUUCUUUCUCCAGAACAAUCCCCUCUCCUUCAUGUCGAAGACGGUGCCUCAGAGCUUGGAUCUCCAGCUCCAAUGGUUCCAAAAGUUCCUUCAGAACUUUAAGAAUGGAUCCAAGCCUGACAUGGAUGACUCGCUCUUCUGGCUCGGUGGGGUUGGGUCCAAUGAUUAUGCUCGUAUCCAUAAGGUUGCGACCUUCUCCGCCAACUGGCUCACCCAACAAGCCAUUGAUCGAGUCUCCAAGCUCAUCCAGGGGAUGGUGAACAAUGGUGCCAAGUACAUGGUGAUUCAAGGAUUGCCGCCGAUGGGGUGUCUGCCCCUCGACUUGAUAUUGUCCUCGGCAAUAGAGCGGGAUCAGUAUGGUUGCGCGGCAAGGAUCAACAAGGCAGUGAUGAAUCAUAACGAGCUCCUCCAGCAGAAGCUUGGCGAGCUCCAGAAGAUGUUCCCGCACUGUGUUUUCGUCUAUGCUGACUUCUGGAAGGCCUAUAUGAAGGUGCUGUCAGAGUACCGCCAGUUUGGGUUCACAGAGCCCUUCAAGGCAUGCUGCGGAUCCGGUGGCGGCAACUUCAACUUUGAUCUCAGGCACCUCUGCGGGUCCCCUCAGACAUCUGUCUGCAGCCAAGCAGCCAAGCACAUGGUGUGGGACGGGAUCCACUUCACUGCCGCCAUGCACCAGGCCGUUACCAAGAUCUUUGUCCAUGGGGGCUGCACCCACCCCUCCUUUGAGCAGCUCAUCAAGAUCAAGAAGGGCCUUGUGCAUCGGUAAAUCAACAGAUCAUCAAUGUCAAGACUCCACUGUGUUCUUUCUAGGUUCGAUGAUAAUCUGUUGGGAGAGGCUUCAGUUGAUCGCUAGGCUUCCUUUUGCUUUGUGAAGGUUUCCGCCAGCUUUGUUUUUUGAUUAUAGAAGCUAGGCAUAUAGAAUUCCACUAUACUUUUGCUAUAUGCUCCAGUCCAAGUUGGUUGAUCUCUGAGUGGCUGCAUUCUGUCACCGAGGUCACCAAUUUUGCUUCAAUAAAGUUCUUAUAGAACUUAAUAAUUU